CCCUGCCUGGAGAUCCCAGCAGCUCCUCCGCUCUCCCAGCCUUCCUCAUGCCCCCUCUCCUCCUCCUCCUCCUCCGGCACCCAGGACUCCUUCCUCCCCAGCGCCCGCCGCCUCCUCUCCCCCACCCUAGCCCCCCCGCCGGCCGCCCACCCAGGGCCAGGGGGGCACCGGGGGGCGCCCAAACUUUCCGAUGGAGUUUCUGCGGGCGCUCUGGCUGUGCGUGGGGGUGGCGGGCAGCCUCCUGCCGGCGCCCUGCCAGGGGCACCCCCAGCCCUGCCACAUCCUCGCCAGGGUCGGGCACACGGUGCGCCUGGGCGCGCUGCUGCCCCCGGGGGGAGCGCAGAGCCGGGUGCGCAGCGCCCUGGCCAGGGCGAGCCGGGCCACCUGGUUCCCCUAUAACCUGAGCUUGGAGCUCGUGCCGGGGGCUCCCCGGGAGCGGGACCCGGCGUCCCUGGCUCGCUGGCUGUGCCAGGCGCUGGUGGUGCAAAAGGUGGCGGCCGUGCUGGCCUUCCCCCGGUCCCGGGAGGAGCUGCUCCAGCUGGAGUUCCUCUCCGCCUUCCUGGAGAUCCCCUUCCUCAGCGUCGUGGGGCUGGAGCAGCCGCUGCCCUUCCGCACCCAGAAUCCCUUCCACCUGCUCAUGGACCGGAAGAGCCCCCUGGAGACCCUGGUGGACGUGCUGGACAGCGUCCUGCAGACCAACGACUGGCACGAGAUCACCCUGGUGCUGUGCCACGCCUGGGACGUUUCUGGCUUCCUGGAUUUCUGGACCAGCAACACCGACCUCUUCCUGAGAACCAUCCUGGACCUGAGCUACCUGGACGAGCCGGGCGCCGCCCGCUACCUCCGCCAGCACUUGGAGGAGCUCAAGGAGCAGGCCGGCCCGGUGCUGCUCUUUGGCUGUGACGCCCGCCUCUCACGGCUGGUGUUCAGGGCGGCCUCGGCGUCCGGCCUGAUGCUGCAGGACUUUCACUGGAUGCUGGGGCACCCGUUGAAUGUGGACGAGCUGCAGACGGAGGGGCUGCCCCUGGGCCUCCUGGCUUACGGGGAGGUCAACAGCCCCACGUUGGAGCAAUUCAUCCAGGACGCAGUGGAGUUGGUAUCCCGGGCCAUCUCCAGCGCCAUGUACAUCCGGCCUGACCUCACCCUCAUCCAGAGCAUGGUGAACUGCAACGACAAGCACGUGGAAGGCUCGGAGUCCUCUGGGCACUACCUCUCCAGGUUCUUGGCCAACACGUCGUUCCACGGGCGGACGGGGCGGGUGUCUGUGCGGAAGACGUCGCUGGUGCACACCGAGCACCGCUAUAGGAUCUGGAGCCUGCUGCGCGACUCCCUGGGGCAGCCCACCUGGGUGACGGUGGGCAGCUGGCAGGACGGCAAGCUGGAGGUGGAGGAAGGGUUCUGGCAGACCCAACUGCAGCGCAAGAGCCCGGGCGGCGGGGGCGGCUUCUCACGGGUGAAGCUGCGGGUGGUGACGCUGGUGGAGCACCCGUUUGUCUUCACGCGGGAGGUGGACGAGGACGGGAGCUGCCCGGCCGGGCUGCUGUGCCUGGACCCCCACACCAAUGACUCGGCCGUGCUGGAGGCCCUCUUCGAGGCGCUCAAUGCCGAGAACGGCUCAGUGCCCCUGGAGUACAAGAAGUGCUGCUACGGCUACUGCAUAGACCUGCUGGAGAAGCUGGCUGAGGACCUGCCUUUCGAUUUCGACCUCUACAUCGUCGGGGACGGCAAGUACGGGGCCUGGAAAAACGGGCAGUGGACGGGGCUGGUGGGGGACCUGCUCAGCGGCACGGCCCACAUGGCCGUCACCUCCUUCAGCAUCAACUCGGCCAGGAGCAAGGUCAUCGACUUCACCAGCCCCUUCUUCUCCACCAGCCUGGGCAUCCUAGUGAGGACCAAGGACACAGCCUCGCCCAUCGGCGCCUUCAUGUGGCCCCUGCAUUGGACCAUGUGGGUGGGAAUCUUUGUGGCCCUGCACCUGACAGCGCUCUUCCUGACCCUCUACGAGUGGAAGAGCCCCUACGGCAUGACCCCGCACGGGCGCAACCGCAUGAAGAUCUUCUCCUACUCCUCGGCCCUCAACCUCUGCUACGCCAUCCUCUUCGGGCGCACCGUCUCCAGCAAGACGCCUAAGUGCUACACCGGUCGCUUCCUCAUGAACCUCUGGGCCAUCUUCUGCCUCUUGGUGCUCUCCAGCUACACGGCCAACCUGGCCGCCGUCAUGGUGGGGGAGAAGACCUUCGAGGAGCUCUCGGGGAUCCACGACCCCAAGCUGCACCAUCCCUCGCAGGGCUUCCGCUUCGGCACCGUGUGGGAGAGCAGCGCCGAGGAGUACAUCAAGAAGAGCUUCCCCGAAAUGCACGAGUACAUGAGGCGCCAUAGCGUCCCCACCACCCCCGCCGGGGUCACCAUGCUCAAGACCGAGCCCCCCACGCUCAACGCGUUCAUCAUGGACAAGUCCCUUCUGGAUUACGAGGUCACCAUCGACUCGGACUGCAAGCUCCUCACCGUGGGGAAGCCGUUUGCUAUCGAAGGCUAUGGAAUCGGGCUCCCCCAGAACUCGCCCCUGACCUCCAACCUCUCCGAGUUCAUCAGCCGCUACAAGUCGGCCGGCUUCAUGGACCUGCUGCACGACAAAUGGUACAAGAUGGUGCCCUGCGGCAAGCGGGUCUUGGCCGUCACCGAGACGCUGCAGAUGGGCAUCUAUCACUUCUCCGGGCUCUUCGUGCUGCUGUGUGUCGGGCUCUGCGGCUCCUUGCUCACCUCCCUGGGUGAGCACGUCUUCUACCGCCUCAUCCUGCCCCGCAUCAAGAGGAAGAAGAAAUUCAACUACUGGCUGCACACCAGCCAGAAAAUCCACCGGGCGCUGAACGUGGGCUUCGAGGAGCAGAAAAACCAAAAGCUGAGACUUGAGAAAAGGUGCAAUAUUCAGAAGAGCGAAGAGGCACCAGCCCCAAAUGCCAGCCAGCCAAGCUGGAACAACCUCAGGAAGGCCACCAGGAAAGAGGACAAGCGGGUGCAUUUCAACAUGGAGCAGACGCCCUCUGAGCCGGCACAGGAGAGGGAGGUGCCCGUGUGGCACUGCACAAAUGGCAGGGUGCCCCAGCCGGAGGAGUGGGAUGCUAGUGAGAAGGAGCUCAGGGAGCUGGAGGGACGGAUCCAGGCAAUCAGGGAUCAGCUGAGAGCGGCCCUGGUGCGGAAGAGCGAGCUGGUGGUGGCGUUGGGGCCCACCAAGAACAUCCGCAUGCUGCCUGUUAAGCCUAUUGUGGAGAAGAACGAGGACAGGUAAUGGGACACGGGCCGUUCAGGUUCCUUUUGAACUCAACCUUGGAAAACCAGCUGCUGUUUCCUUUCACGUCUUAAAUCAAACCAGAGCCUGGAGAGCACGUGCAGAGGCUCCUGGUUGGGGAAGUGGCGGAGCUGCCUAGGAAGGGGGCUGUUACUUUAGCACAGAUCACAGCAAACAGGAAACGCUCUCCAGGUGGGUCAGGGCCCAACUGUUUUGUUUUAUAUUAAUUCCUUCGUAUCGCAGUUAAGACCCAAUUCCCAUUCUGCUGCUGUCCUUUGGUCGUGGCAAACUUCGAGAUUCCCACAUCAGGCUCCUGCCAGGUCUGGAAAGGAGAAUCUCACUUACAAACGAUUUCAGUUACAUAUUGAUUACUGCAGGUGUGAGGACAGGACUGGCUUUUCUCAAGGAGGAAGUUCAGGUUUAGUUCUUUCCCCACUGCCUCGGAGUGAAGAAUUCUUCCCUCUUUAAAACAGCUGUUUGGGGAAACUAGAUGGAAUCCAAUGAGGAACUAAGAACCGGUGUCUCAGGCUAGGAAAGUUUGUGCCCAGUUUAGGAUCCCUUCUCUCCCCAGGGUGGGUGUGAGGCACGGAACAGAGACCUACUCAAACUUUCCCCUACAACAUCUGAGGGUGACAAUUGUCCAGGGAUUUAGGUGAUGCAAAUUCUAAGUGUUUCCUUUCGCUAGCAGCAGCUGUAACAUUAACUGUAAAUAAAAUGUACAAAGUUCAAGAUUUUAACUAGAAUAAAAGUAAUGCAGACUUCUCCUCCCACCCACCCCCUUCAGAUUCUGCAGGUGGUUAAAGUGUGUGUGGGGGAAGGGGGUGAAAAUGCAGAUUGACUCGGGAAUCUGCUCACUAGCUCCUCCAGCCCCCAAGUUUUUGGAAAGAACCUCUGUCCAGUUCCUGCACCAGCAUGAGUUUCUCUCCCGAUCUCUCCUUCACUCGGAGCUGUUUUUUGAAUGCAACGGUCAGCCUGGGAUUAGGAUUUUAUUUAGUGAAUUAAGAUUCGCUUUAGCCAGGAUCCUCUCCCAAGGCACAAAAUUGCAGAAUUUAAGUUGACAGAGCUACAGGGAAUUUAAUCACAAAACUGUAUUUCUGAGUAAAGCUGGGGGUGGGGGAAAAUCUCCUUCCACCUUCAUCCCAGCAGCAAAAGGGUUUUAUGGAGAGGGUAACUUCUCUUCCGUCACCGCAGGACUCCCUUGCCAGCAAUGAGCAAGCACGAAAGAUGGUUCUGGUUAAGACAAUCUCUUCGUUUCAGGCAGCAGGAAAGUCCUGGCUUGUCUCAGCUCUGAUGUGAUGGAAGAUCAGAGAUGUAGGGAUGAGAAUGCAGCAGUCCAUAUACAUAAGAGGGGGGCUGACCAUGAGCCCUGCAGCAUUAAAGGUCCAAAGGGUGCUGUCCAGCCCUUUGAAGUCUGAUCAGAAAAAGUAUUUUUUAAAGGGAGGUCAGUAAAUCAGAGAUGGAAACCCUGGGGGCUCAGGUCCAGACCCUCAAAAGUAUUUAGGCUGCCAAGUCCUCGCAGCAGCUUCUCCAUAGGGCUGUGCAAUGAGCCUCCAGCCAGAGGCUGGGUGCUCUUCUAUCCCUCCAGUGUUAUUUGGGGGGCGGGGUUGGCCUGGAAGACCCUGGGCAAUUCCCUGCUCCCCCACAGACUCCUUGGGCAAGUCACUUAAUGGGUGUCUCAGCUCCCCCUCUGUAACAAAGAGACUUUGUGCCCUACCUCCAGGGUGGGGAGGUGCUCAGAUCCUAAGACAGUCUCAGACCUAGGCGCUAAGUGUAGGGGAUAC
Molecule: messenger RNA, 5067 nt
Organism: Chrysemys picta bellii (western painted turtle)
Lineage: Eukaryota; Metazoa; Chordata; Testudines; Emydidae
Gene: GRIN3B
Product: glutamate ionotropic receptor NMDA type subunit 3B
Biological process (GO): monoatomic ion transport; ionotropic glutamate receptor signaling pathway
Cellular component (GO): plasma membrane
Molecular function (GO): NMDA glutamate receptor activity
Source: RefSeq, a predicted model, not a curated record